CCACCCCUUUUGAAGGGAGGCAAUUUGGGCGCGAGUGGGCGGUGGCGGGAGUCGUCGCAAGCGGAGGGGCCGCGCACGCCAAGACUUGGUGCUGGAGUCCAUUUUUGUGAGUUCAGCAUGGGUGAUAAACCAAUAUGGGAGCAAAUUGGAUCAAGCUUUGUUCAGCAUUACUAUCAAACCUUUGACAAUAACAGGGUCCAUUUAGGAGCAAUAUAUAUUGACGCUUCAUGCCUUACAUGGGAAGGACAACAAUUUCAUGGCAAAGAUGCUAUUGUUGAGAAAAUCACAUUGCUUCCCUUUCAGAAAAUUCAACAUAGUAUCACCUCGCAAGACCAUCAGCCCACACCAGAUGGAUGCAUAAUAAGUAUGGUGGUGGGUCAACUUAAGGCAGAUGAUGACCAAGUUAUGGGAUUUCAUCAAGUAUUUCUACUAAAGAACAUAAGCGAUGCCUGGGUCUGCACAAAUGAUAUGUUCCGGCUAGCACUACAUAACUUUGGAUGAACUAAAACUGAAAAAAACAAACUGUUCCUUUUACGCUUCUAAUUUUUGUCUGGAAAAAAAGACACUUUCAUAGCCACAGAACAUUACAAAUUUCAUACACUGUUUAUAUAAUAUGAAGAAGCCAUUAUUGCACUUGGGUGAAUUAUAAGCCUGCUGCUGCAUAAGUGUAUUGGCAGUUUGGAAUUUGUCUAACAUUGGAAAUUUGAGAUGUGUAUGAUUUUUGGAAAUGUUUUGAAUUUGAUGCCAUGUAUUAAGCAUGCCUUUGGGCAAAACGUAAAGGAUUGCUUUUUUUUAUGUAAAACAAUUACUCUAGUAAUCCAAAGAAAUGGGCAAUAAAUGAGAGAGGAAAAAAAGUAUAUGGUUUUAUGGCUUCUGUGGUUUGAGAUUUCCCCAUCUACAGUAUAUUUUUUUUAAUUGUAUUUUUAUAUUCUUAUAUCACAGCAUGAGUAAUGCAUGUCAUAAUACACGAUAAGUGCAAAUAGAAAAUGAAAUGAUUACAAGCAA
Pelobates fuscus (common spadefoot toad) is the source of this 1005-nucleotide messenger RNA. RefSeq names its product nuclear transport factor 2 (gene NUTF2). The record is from RefSeq and is a predicted model, not a curated record. The transcript is spliced from 5 exons. Gene Ontology annotation, molecular function: nuclear import signal receptor activity. Gene Ontology annotation, cellular component: nuclear pore central transport channel. Lineage: Eukaryota; Metazoa; Chordata; Amphibia; Anura; Pelobatidae. Bases 118 to 501 code for a protein of 127 amino acids. Gene Ontology annotation, biological process: protein import into nucleus.